ACUUGGACUGGAAUACACAGCAAUAUACUACAAUAUAGUACAUUAUACAGUACUACUUUGUACUUACGCCACAUCAACCACGCCGACAUAACACAUUUUGGAUUAUUGCUGGAUAUUUACAGGAACUUUAUUUUGGUUCUUUAGCUGGAAAGUGUCUGACAUCCCAACUGUCAACCACCAAGAAUGGACCACGUGAGCCUCGGACUUCAGUCAUGUUAUCUUUGAGCCGCUGGAAUUGUUCAUCGUCGCCGCUCGUCCCUCACUUGUCCAAUGUCAGCGUCGGUAAAGCGAAGGCCAGGGCGGCGCUGGAGGAGACGUCCCAGCAGGCCAACCUCACCACGGGCGGCGUCAUGGUGGUGGUGUUCCCCAUGACGCUGGGCAUCGUCUCCAACAUCGUGGCUCUCUUCAUCCUGGCCAACGCCUACUCUCUGCAGCGUCGACGCUCCAAAGCCACGUUCCUCCUGUUUGCCACCUCCCUGGUGGUGACCGACUUCAUCGGUCAUGUGAUCCCGGGCGCCCUGGUUCUGAGACUCUACCUUUCUGGAGGCGCACGCCCUGAGGACUACAGGUCCUCGGAUGGCCUGUGCCAGUUCCUGGGAGGCAGCAUGGUGUUCUUCGGCCUGUGUCCGCUCUUCAUGGGGUGUGCCAUGGCUGCAGAGCGUUGCCUGGGCGUCACCAAGCCGCUGCUGCACUCCUCCUUGGUCACGGGCGCCCGCACUAAAAUGUGCCUGUGUGUCAUCUGGCUGGCCGCGCUGUGUGUGGCCUUGUUGCCGUGGUUACAGCUGGGCUCCUACACCUACCAGGACCCGGGCACCUGGUGCUUCAUUCAAGUUCUCAGCGACAUUCAGCAGGCGGACGUGGCCUUCGUGGCGCUUUUCUCCGGGCUGGGCUUGGCCGCCCUCGCCGUGGCGGUGGUGUGCAACACCGUCAGCGGACUGACCCUGGUUCUGGCUCGCCUCAGGAGGAAGCCCGGGUCGCAUCAUUCGGCCAGGUCACAUGACAUAGAGAUGGUGGUGCAGCUGGUGGGGAUCACAGUCACCUCCUGUAUCUGCUGGUGCCCUCUGCUGAUCCUUGGCCUGACGUCCGCCAUCCACUCCUACACAGGACCCAUUGGAGAGCAGGACCUUCCUGGCUACAAAAUGUUGAUGGUGAUGGGUGUGAGACUGGCCACGUGGAACCAGAUUCUGGACCCUUGGGUGUACAUCUUGCUGCGCCGCACCGUCCUACGGAAAAUUUACCUCAUUGCAAAAUGCCAAGCCGGCCUGGGGGGGAACAUUUUUGGCUGCUUGGACUCUGCAUCUCCUCCCCAGUCAGAGAAGAAUGAAGUCAACCAAGUCUAAGCUGGAAGGACCUCGUAAGAACUGGAAUAGAAGUUCUAAAAGGAGGACUACAAGGGGGGGGGGGACAUUUCUGGGCUGGUCCACUUUGAAAAUGUUAUGCAUACGAGGAAAUAUGUAUCCCGUAUCUUUGUAGCAUUACUUUAUUUUUCUGACCUUACAAAUGGAAGCUAGCUAAAACUUUAAAUGCUGUGAUUUUGCACAAAACUUAAUGGUUAUAUUCAACAGUGGCACCUCGGUUUUGGUUCGUAAUCCGUCCCGAAAACUGAACGAAAGGAAACAAAAACUGAAUCAUACAAUUAACAUAUUCUGCUCCAUCCAUCCAAAAAUAUAAACACUAAACACAUUGUAUAGAAAAUAGUUUGACAUGCAGAAAACAAUGUGAAAUACGAGUAAAUGACAAGUGAAAUAGAUAAAUUAACAUUUGAUAUCACUUUUACUUUUGUUGAAGACUCUUGUUGGCAAAGAUGGCGAUGAAUGGAGGGGGGUUGACCCACCUUAGUACUUUGCUUUGAGUUACUUCUUGAAUCUAUAGUGUUUCUCACCUUCUUUAUCAAAGUGCUGGCACUCACAACUUUCUUUGGCCCCAUUAAGGAUUGGGUAUCUUUCACAUUUGACUAGAUAUGGUGCCAAUUCCUGAUACAUAGGAAUUGAUACUGGUACACAAUUCAUUGACUCACUUUUUGGUACUUGUGUGUGUUCAGGUGUUAGUAAAUACUAAUUGUUUAUUAAUAAAAAAAAAAAACGUUUUUAUUUAACUUAACACUGAGCUGAUAUUGAUAACUGUGCUGUCUAUUUGUUAUAUCUUGAUUUCGUACACGUCCGAGUCUCAUUUGUAAGUAUCAUAUAAUGGACUUUGCAUGCAGUUGCAAUUCCAAGACGUUAGAUGGCAGUAGUGUAUAGACUACGGUGUGUAGCUGUAGCCAGGAAGUAUUAUUUGCCAUGAAGCUGAAUGUGCCAGUCUUUUCUAUUGUUGAGUCCUACAACCUGUUUAUACUAUUAGUUAUUAAACACCAGCUGUUUGAUUGUAACAUGCAUCUUAGUUAAAUUUGGAGUGUUGAAAUUGCCAUGUGAAAUUGCUAAUGCUAAUCAUUAGCAUGUACUGUACAUGAUACAGCCAAUGUAAAUUUGCAUCAAGCUAGCACAUUUUGGACAAGUGGAGCAUUAAUGUACAGUACAGGCCAAAGGUUUGGACACACCUUCUCAAUUCAAUGUGUUUUCUUUAUUUUCAAGACUAUUUACCUUAUAGAUUGUCAAUGAAGGCAUCAAACUAUGACACCUGUGAAGUGAACACCAUUUCAGGUGACUACCUCUUGAAGCUCAUCAAAAGAAUGCCAAGAGUGUGCAAAGCAGUAAACAGAGCAAAGGGUGGCUAUUUUGAAGAAACUAGAAUAUAAAACAUGUUUUUAGUUAUUUCACCUUUUUUGUUAAGUACAUAACUCCACAUGUGUUCAUUCAUAGUUUUGAUGCCUUCAGUGACAAUCUACAAUGUAAAUAGUCAUGAAAAUAAAGACAACUCAUUGAAUGAGAAGGUGUGUCCAAACUUUUGGACUGUACUGUAUGUUGGAGCAUUUUCUGUCAGGCAUACUUGCUUUGUUGGCAUGGAAAUGUGUAACAUCACCUAAAGACAGUUUGUAUGAGUCUACUGAGUGCUACUUGAGUGUUUGUUUCCCCGCCAAGUGUUUGAACCAGUCUACAACCGACCGUGACGUCACGGGCAACAAAGGUGUCAAAAUUCGGUACAGCUUGAUUUUAUGUGAAUCUAUACCCAGUAGUACCGACAAAAGUCUGUCGGUACCAAAACAAGUACCAAAUUCACAACAUAUCGAUAGGCCACAUAAUGGCUUAUUCUGCAGUCAUACUCGGUGAAAAAGUAUAAAAACUGAGUCACUAAAUUGUGGGAUUCUUUAUUCGGGCACUCGAUUAUGCAGGCAAACAGACCAGUUUGUUACGCGCAAUGUUUGGCCGCACACAAAAAACCAGGGGAAACCAAAUCCGACUAAAAGUUGGGUGGAAAACGGAGGUACAACUGUAAUGUUUACUUUGGAAAUGAACGUUCUUUAGUGCUUAUUUCAUGUUGGGACAACAAUUUGAAAGUGCUGCAAGGCAUCUUUUAUAUUCAAUUGGGAAACCUGAGAGAGACAAACACUAAAGCGCUCUUGUUGUGUACAAGAACUUGGACCACUGCAGUGGACAUUUGUAUUUGGGAUAACAGGGCAGUUUUUUUCUGAAAUUACUGAAUCUGACAAAAUAAAUAGAUCCAAAACAAAUAUCCACUACAGAGGAUCAGGGGCGCCGAAAAGGGGGGGUAAAGGAGACGGAUUCUAGGGGCCCAUGAUGGAGGGGGGGCCCAGAGAGGCCCCUAAUGAUGAUGAAAUUAUAAUGUUGCCGCUGUGUUGGGGGCCCUGUAAAGAUUCUUUUCAUGGGGCCCAAAAUCCCUAGCGGCGCCCCUGCAGAGGAUACUGGUUCUCAAACUAAAUUAUAAUACAACAAUUUACUUGAAUAGCCAUGUUCCAUGUGGAGACUUUUAAAGAAAAACUGUUACUUCCUUUCUUUCAGCACAGGACAAAAAGUAAACAUGUUGGGUCUGCUUUUCUCACGCAUUGAAUGAAUGUAAAACAAAGUGCAUUGGUCCGAGCCUCUUGAGAGAUCUCAUGAGUAAGUACUAAUGUAUCAUACGGAAUAUCCAUGCUCAAUUCCUGCACAAUAAAUGAUUAUGUCCAUUAUGGGAACAUGUGGGGUAUUGUGAAAGGUGAUUCUUGUGGUCUCAAAGGAAAUGCAAAGAACUUGUAAGUGAAUGCAAAUAAAGCCGUAGAUUGUGACUAAUAUUGUGUGAAAUUAUUUUUGACUAAUUUCUUCAAAAACAUAAAAAAAUAAU
Molecule: messenger RNA, 4215 nt
Organism: Entelurus aequoreus (snake pipefish)
Lineage: Eukaryota; Metazoa; Chordata; Actinopteri; Syngnathiformes; Syngnathidae
Product: prostaglandin E2 receptor EP1 subtype-like
Exons: 3
Coding region: 213-1340 (375 amino acids)
Biological process (GO): inflammatory response; adenylate cyclase-activating G protein-coupled receptor signaling pathway; positive regulation of cytosolic calcium ion concentration
Cellular component (GO): plasma membrane
Molecular function (GO): thromboxane receptor activity; prostaglandin E receptor activity
Source: RefSeq, a predicted model, not a curated record